Molecule: messenger RNA, 3947 nt
Organism: Ciona intestinalis (vase tunicate)
Lineage: Eukaryota; Metazoa; Chordata; Ascidiacea; Phlebobranchia; Cionidae
Source: RefSeq, a predicted model, not a curated record
AACCUCGGGGUAAAAACAAACCAAAGUAUAAACCGCAAUUGCAGCUACAAAAACAUAAACUUUCACCGUGCAUUAUUUCGGGACCGUGGAAUACCAAUACCAAACAGAUGUUUACCGCACGAUAUAGCAAUGGACAAACUGUCUUUGAAUAGUGCUGCAUCUUCAGAUAACAUUUCAUCGGAAUUUGAAGUAGUUUUGUCACAAACUUGUCAUUCAGACAACUCAAACAUUGAAACCGGUUUGAAGAUUGCCGGUAAUGGUAACGAAGAUCAGUUAAAACAAACAUUAGAAGAAGUUAUGAUCAGUAGUGAUAUUAUUAACAGUGAUCUGAAAGCACAAGAAGAACAAGACACCUCCCAUAAUGAAACAAGACCAACCACAUUAGGUGUUGAAACAGCCACUGUACCAUCCAAGGAUAAGUUAUCCCUGGAAGAUGAAGAUUGCAUCUUAUUUAACGGAGUUUAUUAUCUUGGAUGCGCAUCAGUAAAUGCUCCAAGGAGCGAAAUGGAAGCUCUUCGAACAAUUUCUAUCCUCCGUGCUCAACAAGAUCCGGAGUCAAGUUACUUCCGGGAGUUCAAUCUUCCAGGACAAAACGACACGGAUGAUAAUCCUCUUCAUAAACAGAUUGAGGUUGUGCUCAGUGUUCCCAACAGAGCAGAUGGAACAGUCAGGUUACUUGAACCUGGAGUAUCUGGAGUGAUGACGUCAUUUAAACUUUACACGAUAUUAUUCUGCUGUCGUGGUGCUGAUGAUAGUGCUGAGAAAGAUUGUUUUGCAUUCACUGAAUCCCAUCAAUCAUCUGGAAUAUUUCAAUGCCAUGUGUUUCGAUGUGAAGUCCAUGAAGCUGUUCGUAAAGUGUUGUACAGUUUUGAACUUGCGUUUCGAAGUAUUCCAAAAAGUCCUGUAAACACAGAUGCAAAGUUAUCUGCUGGUGCUCAACUGUUAAGAAGGUCACAAAUACAGGAAGGCUUAGUGAGUGUCUCACCUGGAGAAGCAAGCAUGAACACUUUAUCACAUGAAGUUGAUGAAAACACAUUUUGUUUCACCGUGACACUGGAAAUUAAAGAGGACGACACAAAGGGUGGAUAUGCGACGGUUCCUUGGGAUAAAACAUCAUCUUGCUUUAAAUUACGUCACAAUUUAAUGAAACAAGUUAUUGUCAAAGUAACACAAACCAGCAAUGUGGAAUUAACAUUGGAAAGAUGUUUUGGAUUGUUACUUACACCUGGUCGUAAUGUGAAACACAGCGACAUGCAUCUGCUUGAUAUGAACCACUCACCAGUUGAAGAUGAACCAUUAACUGGAACACGAACUGUCGUUGGUUUGUGGGAUCCUUCGCAUACACAUUUUGCUUUGCUUAACACUGAAACACAAAAAGGUACUCGGGUGUUUCUGAGUGUUGCAGUUGACCUUGUAGUGCAAGAGAUACAAGAACCUGUUCGAUUUCUUAUUGAAACAAAGGCAAGAAUUUUUCCACAGAAUGAAAAGUUUUGGUAUUUCGGGAAAAAAAUCCUCCACGAACAAUUUUUCCUGAAACUGAAAGAGCUUGCCACUAAGAAAGUGAACAAACCAAUGUAUGAAGUGGAAUGUAUUGAAAGUGAAACAUGGAGGAGUAAAUGGUCUUCAUCCACGGAGCAACAUCCACCUCUGGAUCGAGCUCUUUGUUCCUCCUCACCUCAAGAUGAGGAAGAUGAUGAUGACACAGAUGAACCAUUGCUUAGUGGUUCUGGUGAAGUAAGCAAGGAAUGCACCGAGCGUGUGUUGCAUGACUGGGGGGAUGCCCUUGCAAGAUGGCGCGCUGAUCUUAGUCGUCGACCUACUGGUUUGCGGACACUUAUACGAGCAGGUAUACCCGAUGCAUUAAGAGGGGAGGUGUGGCAGUUACUUGCCGGUUGCCAUGACAAUCAGAGGAUGUUGGAAAAAUACAGAGUCUUGAUAACUAAGGACUCGCCCCAAGAAAACAUCAUACAGCGAGACAUACAUCGAACUUUUCCUGCAAAUGAUUAUUUCAAAACAACUGGUGGAUCAGGACAAGAUUCACUUUACAGAAUCACUAAAGCUUACUCAGUGUUUGAUCAUGAGGUUGGAUAUUGUCAAGGACUUUCUUUUCUUGCUGCUGCCCUGCUACUACAUAUGCCAGAAGAACAAGCGUUCUGUGUUCUUAUCAAAAUAAUGUACGAUAACAAGAUGAGAGAUUUAUUUAAAAACGGAUUCGAAACUUUACAUUUAAAGUUUUAUCAACUUGAUCGUUGUAUUGAGGAAUUGAUGCCAAACCUACAUGAUCAUUUUAAACAACUGGGAAUUGAAUGCCACAUGUUUUCAAGCCAGUGGUUUCUUACUUUGUUUACAGCUAAGUUUCCACUCAGUAUGGUAUACCAAGUUGUGGAUGUGUUUCUUAGCGAGGGUGAACCAGUUGUGUUCCGUGUUGCGCUUGGUCUUCUACACUGUAGCAGGAUGGAGUUGCUUGCUUUGGAUUUUGAGGGCGUUCUUAAAUACUUCCGCGUUCAACUUCCUAAGAAAUAUCGAAACGAGGAACAUACAAAACUUCUUAUUCAAACUGCUGUCAAUCUAAAGUUGAAGAAAAUGAAGAAAUAUGAGAAAGAUUAUCAACUUGAGAAGGAGAGGUUAGCAUUGGAGGAAGAUCCUUUGAUUAGAAUUGAGAAAGAAAACAAACGUUUAAUGGAAGGAAACUUGCGACUUGAACUUGAAAAUGAUGAUCUUGCAAGGGAACUCGUAACUAAUCGAGUAACUCUUGGUACUCAACUUGAAAAGACGAUGGAACACGCUGACAACCUCCAAUGUGACCUAAGUGCCGCCAUUGAAGAUUUACGAACAAAUCGCAACAAAGUUUGCGAAUUAAACGAUGAAAAUCAAAGACUUGUUGUUGAAGCAGCUCAGGUUAAAGAGAUGUGUAGAAAGGAAAUGGACAGACAAGCAACUGAGAUUGAAGCAAAGUCAAAGAUUGUGGCAGAUUAUAAAACUAUUUGUUCACAAUUAAGUUUAAGAAUCGAAAAUAUGCAAAUUAUUCAUAAAGAAGAAGUGGAAGCUGUUAAGAUGAAUAAAGAAAAUGUUCCUUCGACAAAACUGACGCAGUCGGACAAGGACCAACAACAUAAAAAUGAAAAAGAAAAAUUGGAAAAACAAAUUCGAGAACUUGAAUUACAACUUGCGCAAACUAAACUAAAACUUGUUGAAUCCGAAUGCAGAGUGCAGGAUGUGGAACACCAGUUAGCAUCAAGCACUAAGGAGUUACAAGCAUCCAAAAACACUUGGUUCCAGAAAACUCUGUCCACGUUAACGACACGAAAAACUGAUUCCUCCAACAUUCCAUCGCCUACAGCGACAUCUGGUGCGAGUUUUGCAGCGGAAAAUAUUAACGUUCCAAAACGUCAAACUGUUCCCUAGGAUUUUUACAUAAUUCCUUGUGUUUUAUGUGAAAUUGCUAAUUGCUGUCCCACCAUAUUUACUGUGCAAUGAUGUAACUACACUUCACAUAUAUAUAUCAUUUUAAAAUUCUUGUAGUUUUAUAAAUUUUCUCUAUUUUUAUUUUCCUAUUAUAAAAGAAUGUACAAACGGACUGAACUUUUUCGAGUAAAAUUUCAAACCGGAUAUUCAAAUUCCCCACCUCAACAUUCGAUGUUGCAUGUUGUUAUGACGUCACAUGCCCUACGUAUUAUGACAUCAUACACGACAACGUACUGUGCUAUGUUAUGACGUCAUUGUAAAAUCCCUAAGUCAUGAAGCGAAAAAAUUUAAACGAAUUGAAGCAUUUUUUUGGAAGCUUUUGAACACUGUCGUUUUUUUUUGAGUGAUUAGUUUUAAAACAAUAAAGGUCCUUAAAUCAGCCACGAGAGGCGCUGCAUGUUACCAUCUUCUUGUUGUCUAUUAUUUGUGUGUUGUUGUAUUCCGUUGUUCCGAACAAUAAAACGUCACUUACAUCUGAUAAA